AUGCCUCAAAGAGACUACUCAUGGUCACCAGAAUCAUAUGAUGACUCAUCCUCAGAUGAAUACUCUUCAAGUGAAGAUUUGUUCCCAAGAAAAUCAUCAAGCAAAAAACGACAUUCAUUCUCAGCAGAAGAAGAUGCUCAACUUGCAACAUUUGUGAAGAAGCAUGGUGAAAAGAACUGGAAUUACAUUGCUUCUAAAUUACCUGGCCGCACAGCUCGCCAAGUUCGUGAAAGAUGGGUAAAUUACUUAUCACCACAUGUUAGCCAUGCUGAAUGGACUAAAGAAGAAGACGAAUUACUCGAAAAACUUAUGUCUCAAUAUGGAACUAAGUGGGCCAAGAUUGCUGAAUACUUCCCAAAGCGUACAGAUGUUCUUUUAAAGAACCACGCAGCACUCAUCAAGCGCCAGAUAAAGAAAGGUAAAAGAGUAUUCUCAAUAAAGUCAGAUAACGAAGAAAUUGUUGAAAAAAAGGAUUCUCCAAAAAGAGUUAUUAGUCAUGAAAUUGAAUAUUUUGCUACAGUGUCUGUACCACCAAUCGAUAUACCAAGUUCCACCCAGUCAACAUCUUCAAUUCCUACACCAACUACUCAAAAUGAAGUUGUUCAGGAUCAGGUUGUUCAGGACCAAGAUCCCUUUGCCCUUUUUGAUAACAUCACUAAUGUAUUGUGGACAUCAAAUGAUGAUGAUGAAAGUAUUUUAAGUAUUAUUAACUUUUUUUAA
Molecule: messenger RNA, 720 nt
Organism: Trichomonas vaginalis G3
Lineage: Eukaryota; Parabasalia; Trichomonadida; Trichomonadidae
Product: RNA polymerase II transcription regulator recruiting protein
Exons: 1
Coding region: 1-720 (239 amino acids)
Source: RefSeq, a predicted model, not a curated record